This is a messenger RNA of Balaenoptera acutorostrata (minke whale), 1871 nucleotides long. RefSeq names its product glycine N-acyltransferase. Gene Ontology annotation, cellular component: mitochondrion. Lineage: Eukaryota; Metazoa; Chordata; Mammalia; Artiodactyla; Balaenopteridae. The transcript has 7 exons. Gene Ontology annotation, molecular function: glycine N-acyltransferase activity. The record is from RefSeq and is a predicted model, not a curated record. Bases 345 to 1253 code for a protein of 302 amino acids.
CACCAGCUAACAGAAGCUUCUCCCCGCUGCUUUUAAAGAGACAAGGUCUACUUCAACAGCUUCAAUUUAGCUAUUUCUGUAGAAAAAUUACCAAAGCACACUUUGCAGUUCCUGGCUGUACUUGCCAGGAUAAAGGGAAGUUCAUAUUCUGGAAAAGUCUGCUGCUUCUCAUUUGUUCCUGGGGACCUUUCUCCGUGGAGACAAGGGCACUAUUCUAACUGAAGACGUUCACAUCGUGGUCUGUGUUUAAGUUACAUCCCAUUCCUUCAAUACAGAAGAACAACCCAAUGGACUGAUUUGAAUUACUGUGUAGUUAACGGCCAGUGACAAUAUUAAUAAUAACAAUGGCUAAGGUACCUGCCAAGAUGCUCCACUUACAGGGUCCACAGAUGCUGCAGAUGCUAGAAAAAUACUUAAGGAAGAGCCUCCCUGAGUCCUUAAAGGUUUAUGGGACCACCUUCCACAUAAACCAAGGAAACCCUUUCAAGCUAAAGGCCCUGGUGGACAAGUGGCCUGAUUUUAAUACAGUGGUUAUCCGCCCUCAGGAGCAGGAGAUGACAGAUGACCUUGAUCACUACACCAAUACUUACCAAGUCUACUCCAAGGACCCUAAGAAAUGCCAGGAAUUCCUUGGUUUGCCAGAAGUCAUCAACUGGAAGCAACAUUUGCAGAUUCAAAGUUCACAAUCCAGCCUGGAUGAUGUGAUAAAAAAUCUUGCGGCUAUUAAAUUGGGCAAGGUGAAGCGAACACAGUGCUUUCUCUAUAUGGUCUCUGAGACAGCAAAGAAAUUGGCUACUUCCUUGCUGUAUGAAAAAAACGUAUCACCCAAUGGUGAUAAAUACAAGUCCAUCCAUCAAAAGGUGUUGAAACUCUCAUCCCUGGAUCCUACCCACGCUGCCUUGGUGAAUAAAUUCUGGCAUUUUGGUGGCAAUGAGAGGAGCCAGCGAUUCAUCGAGCGCUGUAUCUGGGCCUUCCCCACCUUCUGCCUGCUGGGGCCUGAGGGGACCCCUGUGUCCUGGGCCCUGAUGGACCAGACAGGAGAGCUGCGGAUGGCAGGCACCAUACCUGAGUACCGGGCCCAGGGCCUCAUCACCUACCUCACCUAUGUCCAGAUUCAGGCUCUAGACAAACUUGGCUUCCCCAUGUAUUCCCAUGUAGAUAGGGCCAAUCACAUCAUGCAAAAACUGAGCUUCAACCUGCAGAGUAUCUCCGUGCCCUGUGACUGGAACCAGUGGAACUUUGUACCUCUGUGAAGCAGCCUUGAACACAAGACAGUGUUGAAUGGACGGGGCAUGUGGCUGGAGGAGCCGAUGGGUGAUGGAGAGAGGGAAUAAACUGUAAUCAGUGGUAAUGAAGGGUCCUGAGCUCUGAGGAAGCAGUGAUGGGUAGUGAACAGGAUAGCCUCAGUCUCUGUGCUCAAAUACCUCCCAGGAUUCCCUUAGUUUCCUCAGUAGGAAAUAGACCAGGCACCCCAGCUGUCUGGCUGGUACAACUCCCACACUUUCAGCAUCCUAGUCAUGCUUUAUACUUAGUUGCAUGUUUUUCUACGUUGUUCUUCCUGGAACUACUAGCUCAUUGACCCUUUCCAAUUUGCCAGAAGGGUUGUAAUAAUUUGUGGGUUCUAUGAUUUUUUCCCUCUGGCUUUCUAUGUUUUGUUUUUAAUUGACUAGAGAGUCACAUGUCUUCUGAGUAGCUCUUUGAAUAUCCUCCUUUCCUAGGUCACUUCUUAAGCCUUGUAUUAUAAUCAUAUGAAAUAUACUAUACACACACACCAUACAUUUCUAUAGCUAUAGAUAUAGAUGAUAUAUAUGUGUGUGUGUGUGUGUGUGUGUGUAUAAUGCAACAGAGAUAAUUAAAACAAAAAGACUGAU